Molecule: messenger RNA, 2829 nt
Organism: Paralichthys olivaceus (Japanese flounder)
Lineage: Eukaryota; Metazoa; Chordata; Actinopteri; Pleuronectiformes; Paralichthyidae
Gene: usp46
Product: ubiquitin specific peptidase 46
Biological process (GO): protein deubiquitination
Cellular component (GO): nucleus; cytosol
Molecular function (GO): cysteine-type deubiquitinase activity
Source: RefSeq, a predicted model, not a curated record
CCCUGGAGUUUCCCCCCGGGAUGGGCGGGACCGGUGCUCUCCCCCCGCACAUCACGCUUGUCUCCCGGUCGUUGCUAACAACCUGCUGCCUGGAACUUGUCACGGUUCUCUCAUGCAUCGGCGGUCUGUAGCUGCAGAGUUCCCGGGCCGUGUGUGAGGAUGAGGCCGGCUCGACGCUGAGUGUUGUCCGCCGCUCGGUUCCUCGCUGGCUGCAUGCUGCUCCGUGUCCCUCCGCCUGCUCCCUGACGCUGGAGGCUGCAGUCUGGCCUCCAGCCGCGGCUGCAAACCUGCUUCAUUUCUCCGCGUCGCCUCGCUGCCACAUCAUGUUUGUUUUAUGAAGAUGGUGGUGAGGGGGACACUGUGAACUAAAUGACUGUCAGAAACAUCGCCUCCAUUUGUAAUAUGGGCACCAAUGCCUCUGCUCUGGAGAAAGACAUCGGCCCGGAGCAAUUUCCAAUCAAUGAACACUACUUUGGAUUGGUCAAUUUCGGAAACACAUGUUACUGUAACUCGGUGCUCCAGGCUCUCUACUUCUGCCGGCCUUUCCGGGAGAACGUGCUGGCCUACAAAGCCCAGCAGAAAAAGAAGGAGAACCUGCUCACAUGUCUGGCCGACCUCUUCCACUCCAUUGCCACACAGAAGAAGAAAGUGGGCGUCAUCCCACCCAAGAAGUUCAUCUCCCGCCUACGGAAAGAGAACGAUCUAUUUGACAACUACAUGCAACAGGACGCACACGAAUUCCUAAACUACCUGCUGAACACAGUGGCUGACAUCCUGCAGGAGGAGAAGAAGCAGGAGAGGCAGAACGGACGCCUCAAGAACAAUGGCACCGCGGUCACCACAGAGACAGAGACGGAGAACAAGACAGAGCCCACAUGGGUUCAUGAUAUCUUCCAAGGCACUCUGACCAAUGAGACGCGUUGCCUCAACUGUGAAACGGUGAGCAGCAAAGACGAGGAUUUUCUGGAUCUUUCUGUGGAUGUGGAGCAGAACACAUCAAUAACACACUGUCUCAGGGACUUCAGUAACACAGAGACUUUGUGCAGCGAGUACAAAUACUACUGUGAGACGUGCUGCAGCAAGCAGGAAGCACAGAAACGGAUGCGUGUGAAGAAACUUCCUAUGAUCCUGGCUCUGCACCUGAAGAGGUUCAAGUACAUGGAGCAGCUGCACCGCUACACCAAGCUGUCCUACAGAGUGGUGUUCCCCCUGGAACUGCGUCUGUUCAACACGUCUGGGGACGCGGUCAACCUGGAUCGCAUGUAUGAUCUAGUUGCUGUGGUGGUUCACUGUGGCAGUGGUCCAAACAGAGGUCAUUACAUCACCAUAGUGAAGAGUCAUGGCUUCUGGCUGCUGUUUGAUGAUGACAUUGUGGAGAAAAUUGACGCCCAGGCCAUCGAGGAGUUUUACGGGCUUACCUCAGACAUCUCCAAGAACUCUGAGUCAGGAUACAUCCUCUUCUACCAGUCCAGAGAGUGACUCCGCGCUGACAGAGGAUGAGACUGAAUAGGAUGAGACUGUUUGUUUAACCUUCAGCCCAGCAGACCCCAGACUCCUGCCCUCCUCCUCCUCCUCCUCCUCCUCCUCCUCCACCUCCACCUCCACACCAGACCUCUCUGACACAUGUGCCAAUCUUUUGCCAGUCCCAGUGUCAUCAGCCUCUGGGGUUUAUCUGUACUUCAUCUUUCUCUCUGUGCAUUUCAGUCACCUGCAUCUGGACUGCACUUUAAAACAAAAAGCAAAAGCAAAAAUCCUCAACAGCAUGACAGAAACAAAAAGGAGUGUACGUGCUUGGUAUAGACUAGUGGGAGAAGGAGGUGAUUCUCUACCAGAUGAGGUGAAGGGUCUGAUGCACAUACAGACAGCUGUCAGAAAUUGUACUAUAUCAUUUAUUUAUAUAUAACAUCCCCUUCCCUCUCAUGAUUCCUUUCAUCGUCCCUGUCACUGUCCUGUCCUUCUGAUGUGUUCAUGAAUGAAGUUGGAGACAAACACUGUAUAAAAAGCAUAGAGAGAAUCUGAAGACAUAUGUUAGCAUUCAUUAUAGAAGUCACAAGCUAACAACUACUUAAACUGAGUCAUUUGUUAACAGUAUAGAGGUUGUUUCGUUCUGUGAGCUGCAGUGCGUCAAUGCGACAGCUCAUGUUUUAUCGAACCACAUACGAAUUAAUACUUUGACGCUUAAACACUACACAGGAAAGGAAGCCCUUACGUGUUUUUUUCCAGGUCUUUAUUCAAUGGUGUGGUCCUUCAGUUUGAGAGUAGGACUCACUGAUUCCAUGCUGUCACUCAAAACCCUGUGCUCGCACUCAAAUAUACCCUGCUUGUGCUUUCCCUGCGCUCCAGCUUCAACUCUUCUCUUUGCGCUCACGCUGCUUCUGUGCAUGUGUGAAAUGUCUGCUCUCUGAUUUUUUUUCUUUAGUGCUUAAAUAUUUUUGUGCAACAAAUGUUUCAAAAUUCCCCAAACAAAAGAAUGCCAGGUGUAGUGAUGACAGAUGAAAUUGCUUUUGGUGCUGUUCCCAUAAAAUACAGGGGAGGAAGAGAAACAGGGUUGUGUCUAUUUAGUUUAAUACUUGCUAGCAACAGCGUUCCCAUAAUGUAAGAAAGUUGAGAUCCUUGAUUUUGCUGCACCAUGGUGACCAGCGAUCUGCAGGACUCAAUGAAGGUGUUGUAGUUUUUAUCUUCAGGCUAACCAACAGAACAGGUGAUCACAAUGAUGUUAAGCUAACACACCCACUGAACCUGGCAAUCUACUGGUUGGGGAAUGUUAACAGACAAAAAUCGAAGAGCAGAGGAGAAGUCAGAGAGCAGACGUUUCAAAUGUGCUCAGCG